AUGCCGAAGAAGUUUAGCAUUCGUGAAUGGGUUUUGUCUGUUAAAUACUGGUCAUUACUUUUCAUUCCUCAUAUAGCAAUCUGUCUAAUUUUUUUAAUCUAUAUUCUAAUCGGUGCUAGUAUUAUUCAAGAAAUUGAAACAGAUUACCAAGAAACUUCUUCAUCAACAAAAGCUCUUCUACGAGAGCAGCUUAUAUCAAACAUAGUCGAAAAAAGACAAACAUUUGAUAUAGAACAAUAUACAAAAUAUGUUUCUGAACAUAUUAGUCUAUAUGAGGAAGAAAUUAAAAACAAACGAAACGAUUUCGAAGAAAAUCUAUCAUGGAAUUUUUCGAAAUUUUUAUUUUUUAUUGUAACAACAUUAACAACUAUAGGUUCAAAUGAAUUUAUACCACAAACAAAACUAGGAAAAUUAUUUCUAAUAAUUUAUACAGGAUUUGGCAUUCCAUUAACACUAGUUUUCUUAAUUAAUUUAAGUUAUUUAAUAAAACGAAUAAUUAAACAUAUUUCGUUAAUUAUUUUUCAUUUUUAUACAUCAAGAAAUUUUCUUCAUAUUCGUCGAUUAUUUGUUUUUCGUCCUAUUGAUAAACAAUUAAAUAUUUUAUUUGAAGAAAAUAUAGAAGAAGAAGAUUUGAAUUUAUUAAAAUCUUCUUCAACAAUUCAACAAUAUAUUAAUAAUAUAUUAAAUAUAUUGAAAAAUAUUAAUGAUGAUAAUGAUUUAACAUUAAAACAAUUAAUAUUAACAAUUUUUAUUUAUAUUCUUAUUGGUACUUAUUUUAUACCAUCAAAUUCUUUAUUUGAUAGUUUUUAUUUAUGUUUUACAACUAUAUUUACAAUUAAUUUGAAUAAUAUAAUUAAUCAAGAAAAUAAUUUAUUUUUUAUAAUUAUUUAUUUAAUUAUUGGUCUUGCAAUUGUAUUAUUAUCUGUAAAAACUAUAAAAAUAAGACUAGAAAAUUUAUUAGUAAACAUUGGAAAGAUAUUGUUCAAAAAUCUUUUAGAAUUUAGUCAACAAAUAGGUUCUCAUGAUUUAAAUACCGAUGAUUUCUUAGCAGAUAACGAUAUUAAAUCUAAUCCUGUAUCGGAACAUGUUUUUUCUCAACAUCGAUAUAUAACAAAUAUUACAUCAUUACAACCAUCAUCGGCAAAUCGUCCUAUUUGUAUAGCAGAACCAUUACGUCGUCUUUCAACUGAUUUUAUUCGAGUACUCAAGAAUAACGAUAGUAAUGAUGAAAAAAAUUUACAUAAAAGUGUACAAGUUAAUACCAUGAUUCGACGAUGUGAUCGUUGUGCUGAAUCACCUCUAUCAAGUUUACCACUUAGAAAAAAUAGUCUUUUUUCAACUUCAUCAUCUUCAAUGACUGAUAAUAGUUCAAGUUGUGAAGAUGAUGAUUCCAUGGAAUUUCCACCACCUAAUUUAGAUCAAAUACGUAAAAGACGUGCAACACUUGUAGCAAAAACAAUUAUUAAUCAAAUGGCUACACAACCACGAUUAUCAUCAAUUGAUGAAUCUGUAUCACCAUCAGGAUUAACACCAAAGCAACGUCAUCGUUCACCUAUUUUACAACCGGUUUCAGUUCGAUGUUCAGUAAAAGUAUCACGAUCACCUUCAGUUGAAUCUACAUGUAAAUGUGAAAAUAAUCAAAAAGAAUUUACUGAAAUUUCUAAACAAAUUUCGUCAUUAUUAAUAUCACAUGAUGAUUGA
Messenger RNA from Rotaria sordida, 1701 nucleotides. Lineage: Eukaryota; Metazoa; Rotifera; Eurotatoria; Philodinida; Philodinidae. The record is from the annotation of a GenBank genome assembly.